AUGGACUCUUCCACAGCAAAUAUGGCUAGUAAGAUGACUGUCUCGUCGGCAACAUUUGCUGUUGAUCGUUCAAAUCCUAGUUUAGCUUCGUCGAAAUAUUAUAAAAGUCCACCUCUUACUUCAACUAGUACUAGCUCAAAUAAUCAUUAUUCUUAUUCUGACAUUAUAUCACCAUCCUCAUCAACAUCAUCUUCAUUAAAUUAUACUGAUCUACUUCAUACAUGGAAUUAUCAUAGAUUUUUAACAUCAACAUUAACAACUGAUCAUUUGUCAGAUAAUUCUUCUAGUGAUUAUUACUCGCGGAAUGACUCUUUUCAUCAAUAUUAUCCACAUAUAUUACAAAAUUCUUCUCAUCAACAAACACAUGAUGAAAUUCUUUUAAAAAAGUUUCAUCGGGAUACACUAGUUAAUUUAGAUACAGGUGAAUUAAAAAAUAUUCAACAAUUAACAAAAAAUGAUUUUUUAAAAAGUGCAAAACAAAGCCAUCAAUAUUCAAGUCUUUUAGCACGCGUAGAUUAUAUUGGUUCGGUUGAUAAGUCAACCGGUAGAGUCGAAUUACGUUUUUAUAUUGAUGAUAUCGGAAAAACAGCUUCUUGCUAUGUUUUACAAGCAGUACCAUUUUUUGUUCAUCAAUAUUCAUGUUGGUCAUCUAUAUCACCUGAGCAAACACAUCGUCAAUGUGGUUUAAAAUGUCGUCAAUUAGUAUGUGGUGAUAUAAUAAUAGCUAUUACUGAACAACGAAAAUCUUCAUCAUCAUCGAAAAUAAAUGAUAAGCCUGAUUACAGUCAACAAUCAUCAACUAAAUGUGUAGCUGGAAGAUACAUGAAUGGGGAAAUGUCUUCAUCAAAUAAACGUUAUAAAGCAUCUAAUGAAUAA
Molecule: messenger RNA, 876 nt
Organism: Rotaria sp. Silwood2
Lineage: Eukaryota; Metazoa; Rotifera; Eurotatoria; Philodinida; Philodinidae
Source: the annotation of a GenBank genome assembly